AGUGCUUUGAAUGCAUUCCCAUCAGUUUAAAUCGUACACUGGAAAAUCGAAUACGUUAAAUCAUUAAGAUGAAGUGGAUAACAAUUAUAUUUUGUAUUUCCGUUGUCCAGAUCUGUUCCAGUGGAAAAUCUCUCGAUCAAAUUAGUGCACGUUUAAAGGCACUAAACAAUGUAAAUCCAAAAGCUGUUGAUGACUUGAUUUUUUUGUUCAAAAAAUUUAUUCCAUCUGCUGACAGAAGCGGCAUUGAGAUGAUUGUGUGUUCGGCUACACUCUAUACCAUAGCUGUAAAGGAUGACUUUUAUAAAACGAACCGUAACAUCUCGGAACUGUAUCAAGAGUACAGCAAAGCUGCGACUGAAAGUAAAUUAAUACAAGAAACAUAUAUAACUACAUGGGAUGAUUUGCAUAAUCAAAUCAAAAGUUUACUCGAGAAAAAAUUAACACCACUGCAAAUUGAUCGAGCAUUAAUUAUAUAUAACUAUAUAUUAUUAUUCGAUCUCAGCGGUGGUGUAACAACCAGAAAAGUCGAUUUGAUCGUGUCUAUAUAUCACAAUGCACUGGGUAUACCUAAAUCGGUAGCUUGUAAUAUUGAUUUUAGUGAAGAUUUUUGUCGAAAAUAUGAGACUUGUUCAAGAGUUAAAAGUGUCCAAAAAGUGUGCGACAUUUUGAAAGCAAGAUCUGACAUUGAUCAUACCACUGUUGAUGAAUUGUGUAGUAUGUCCAACAAACUAAAAACGUUCGAUGAAAAAGAUCUUGAAUGGAUGGCGAGUUUUGCCACACUCAUGACCAUAUCAUUGAAUGGAGAUUUCUCGAAAACAAAUCGAAAUGUAUCCGAUAUUUGGCAAAGUGUGACCGGCGGAAUAGCGAAAGGUCAAGUUUCAUCAGAAAAGGAAUUUAUGCGUAGGCUCAAGGAAAUGCUAUCAACUGAAUUAAGUUUAUCAAAAACAGAAGAAGCACUGCAGUUUGCCUCAACAAUCUAUCGUCAUGGUAGAAUAGACGAUCGGAAAGAAGCCGAUUAUGUCAUAUCUAUGUUCCAUAACCCACUUGGCUUAACAAAAGGUACUGUUUGCAGAAUUGUAUUCACUGACGAAUGUGGUGACAAUUGUAUUAAUGUAUAAAUUAUUUUUUGUUGUACAAAUACAUUUAAAAAAAAAACAUGGCAAUAUGAUCAAUAAAUAAUAAAAAAUACUCACAUUUAA
Messenger RNA from Contarinia nasturtii (swede midge), 1199 nucleotides. RefSeq lists its product as uncharacterized. The transcript is spliced from 7 exons. Bases 69 to 1118 code for a protein of 349 amino acids. The record is from RefSeq and is a predicted model, not a curated record. NCBI's taxonomy places the organism in Eukaryota, Metazoa, Arthropoda, Insecta, Diptera, Cecidomyiidae.